Molecule: messenger RNA, 520 nt
Organism: Racocetra fulgida
Lineage: Eukaryota; Fungi; Glomeromycota; Glomeromycetes; Diversisporales; Gigasporaceae
Source: the annotation of a GenBank genome assembly
AUGAAUUCCUCUCAUAAUGUAAUAGGCUCUUAUCAAGGAUUAACAAAUUCUUUUCAAGAAUUAAUGGACUCCCUUCAAGAAACAUUAUGUGAUGAAACAUGUAAUGAAAUGUGUGAUGAAAUAUAUGAUGAAAUGUAUGAUGAAAUGUAUGAUAAAACAUAUAAAGUGCAUGAUGAAAUGCAUAAAACCUAUAAAGGACAAGAUUUGGUUGGAAUUAAUAGCACAUUACCUCACAUUAACAAAGCAAUUGUAUUUGCCAUUAGUGAUACUUUUCUUAACUGGUCAAUUGCAGAACAUUAUUGUGAAUUUAGUGGAACAUAUCAACCAAAGAAAACUAAUAACUUACAAAAUCAACAUAAUAAAGUUAAUUUGUCAUGUGCAACUGGUGUAGUUCACAUCACUAGUUUUAAUGAUAAGCAUAUUGAGCAUCAACUUUUACCUGAUAUCAAAAUUUUUGCUCCUGUAAAUUAUCAAUUUUCUGAUAAUUGUCAUAAAGAAAUUUGCUAUUUAGCAGUAAAUA